CUACAGUAAUGUCUUCAGCUGAUUCGAACGCCAAAGCUCACGCCCUAGUGUAUCAAUUUUUACAAUUGAACGGUUAUACAAAGACUGCAGAGCUGUUUGAAAAGGAAUCUCACAGCGUAGCCUAUGUAGAUUCACACAUUUUGAAGACAACUCCAGAUGUUCCUUUAUCACAACUGAUCCAGGAACACGAGCUCAAUGCAGUGGUUGGAGCAAUGAAAAAUACAGAUAUUCACAAAAACCAUUGGGAGAAAGAUUUGGUUGAAGGUGAUGGAUCACACCCGACAAUUCUCGAAAAUACACUAAAAGGCGUUCAUGAAGGAAAUAUUCUCUAUGUUUCCAUUCAUAAUUUGGGAUCCAUGAAGAUUAUUGUUACUGCAUCUGGAGACAAAUCUGUUAAAUUUACUGAUUUGGCUACCGGCGACAUUAUCAAAUGCUUCAACCAUCAUCGUGCAGGUGUUCUCAGUGUUGACUUUCACCCUCAGAAGCCAAAUUGGAUGCUGACAACCUCUAUGGAUCUACAAACAGUCAUAUCUGACACUGAGACGGAAGCUGUCAUUCAGAGAUUCACCGAUCAUACCAAGUUUGUAGUCCGUGGCAUCUUUUCGCCAGAUGGACAGUGGAUGGCCACUGCAUCGUAUGAUCGAUCGCUAUGUAUCUACACGUGGAACGAGCAAUCUGGUUAUCAGCUUACCAAAAAGUUUGGUCCCCUGGUCGGCAACGUUGAAGCUAUUUGCUUCCUGCCCGAUUCCUCGGUUCUUGUAGCAGGUGUUCGGGAUGAUAACUACCUUCAUUAUAUCUCUCUCAAAGACUUCACAGACACCCGAUAUAACAUGAACUCCAACGGCGACGACUGGGUCUCUUUUACUCCCAUGUGGAUUUCCGUCAGUCCCAAUGGAAAAUACGUGCUGGUUUCAACAGAUGAUAGUAACGGACGAGUCAUUCUUUUCGGCGUUCACAGCUCGGUUCAGUUACGUAACUUCUAUGGAUCGGCCACAGACAGUCUCAGUGCGGCACCACGACAUUGCUGGGACUCUAGUGGAAAGUACGUUUAUAUCGCUGGUGGCAAUGAUUGUCGUAUUAGGGUCAUUGAGGUUAAGACCGCAACUGUUUCAUACGAACUCUCUGGACACACUGCUAUGAUUCGAUCUCUAGCUUUUGAUCCGGUUACUGGCCUUGCGAGUGCCGGCUUCGACAGAACGGUACGCUUGUGGCGCUCAGAAGACACCACCAUGCGAUAAGAUUUUUUUUUUCUUGUUAAUAUACAGCUUUAAUUGUUUUUGGAAAAGAAGUAAUAAACUUCUGUUGAGGAUCACGUUCUACUACACUAAA
Molecule: messenger RNA, 1329 nt
Organism: Umbelopsis ramanniana AG
Lineage: Eukaryota; Fungi; Mucoromycota; Umbelopsidomycetes; Umbelopsidales; Umbelopsidaceae
Exons: 2
Coding region: 9-1238 (409 amino acids)
Molecular function (GO): protein binding
Source: RefSeq, a predicted model, not a curated record